AUGAUCUUCAUGUUUAUGUUAUUGAGCUGGUCUUCUGAUGGGCUUUCUGGGAGAAGGGAUAGUUCCAUGUGUAUCAUCUUAUUUCCCCCUUUGACUUGGUGGGAACUUUAUAGUAAUAACGUAAGUGGACCAAUUCCUAGUGAUCUUGGGAAUUUGACUAGCUUGGUGAGCUUGGAUCUUUAUUUGAAUAGUUUCAGUGGUCCUAUUCCAGAAUCUUUAGGCAGGCUGACAAAAUUGCGAUUCCUCCGGCUUAACAACAACACCUUGACGGGUCCUAUUCCUAUGUCAUUAACUAGUAUCACAUCACUUCAAGUCCUGGAUCUAUCAACUAAUCAUCUCUCUGGUGAGGUUCCAGAUAAUGGCUCCUUCUCACUAUUCACUCCCAUCAGUUUUGCUAACAACUUGGAUCUGUGUGGCCCAGUUACUGGACGCCCUUGCCCAGGAUCUCCUCCUCCUCCUUUCGUUCCACCACCACCAAUUUCUUCACCAAGUGGGAAUAGUGUCACUGGUGCAAUUGCCGGAGGAGUUGCAGCAGGUGCUGCUUUAUUGUUUGCUGCACCUGCAAUUACAUUUGCAUGGUGGCGUUGGCGAAAACCUCAAGAAUUUUUCUUUGAUGUAACUGCGGAAGAGGACCCAGAAAUCCAUCUUGGGCAGCUUAAGAGGUUUUCACUGCGAGAAGUACAAAUUGCCACUGAUAGUUUUAGCAACAAAAACAUUUUGGGUAGAGGUGGAUUUGGUAAGGUUUAUAAAGGUCGGUUAGCUGACGGUUCACUGGUGGCUGUGAAAAGAUUGAAGGAAGAGCAUUCACCUGGUGGGGAGUUACAAUUUCAAACAGAGUUUGAGAUGAUCAGCAUGGCUGUGCAUCGGAAUCUCCUUAGGUUGCAUGGGUUUUGUAUGACACCAACUGAACGGUUGCUUGUUUAUCCCUACAUGGCUAAUGGAAGUGUUGCAUCAUGUUUACGAGAGUGCCCUCCAUCACAACCUCCACUUGAUUGGCCAACACGGAAGAGAAUUGCAUUGGGAUCUGCUAGAGGUCUUUCCUAUUUGCAUGAUCAUUGUGACCCAAAGAUCAUUCAUCGUGAUGUAAAAGCUGCAAAUAUUUUGUUGGAUGAGGAGUUUGAAGCUGUUGUUGGUGACUUUGGUUUGGCUAAACUUAUGGACUACAAGGAUACUCAUGUAACUACUGCUGUACGUGGCACAAUUGGACAUAUUGCUCCAGAGUAUCUCUCUACUGGCAAAUCUUCAGAGAAACUGAUGUUUUUGGUUAUGGUAUCAUGCUUCUGGAGCUUAUCACUGGACAGCGGGCAUUUGAUCUUGCUCGGCUUGCAAAUGAUGAUGAUGUCAUGUUACUUGAUUGGGUAUGCAUAUAAUGUUUUCUUUUUCGCUAUCUUAGUCUUCAUUUAAUUGAUUUGCUUACUAUACUCUCUAUUCUCUAUCUCUUUAAAUGCUAAUUCAUCAACUGUUCAAUUUUUUCCUUGAUACUGCCCGAUUCUCAAUAUUAUUAUCUCUUACUUUGGGGAUAUGUAAAAACUAGUUGGAUUGAUAGUAGUUCCGAUGCCUUGUAGUAAUGAUAAAGCAAACUAUUUUAGCUUAAUUGAAAUAAGCUACUGUAGCAAAAGGCAUAGUUUCAUAAAAGUCAA
Molecule: messenger RNA, 1640 nt
Organism: Durio zibethinus
Lineage: Eukaryota; Viridiplantae; Streptophyta; Magnoliopsida; Malvales; Malvaceae
Source: RefSeq, a predicted model, not a curated record